Messenger RNA from Mugil cephalus (flathead mullet), 2053 nucleotides. RefSeq lists its product as uncharacterized. The coding region runs from base 339 to 1382 and encodes 347 amino acids. The record is from RefSeq and is a predicted model, not a curated record. NCBI's taxonomy places the organism in Eukaryota, Metazoa, Chordata, Actinopteri, Mugiliformes, Mugilidae. The transcript has 6 exons.
UCUGCAGAAGCCGGGCAGAGAGUGACAACGAAACCGUAAACAAGCGUCGAGUGUGACGUCUUCUUUCGUGCACGCAAAGUAGGAGGACAGGUGAUGUUUGUCUCAUCUCAGUCCUCCGCCCACUGAAUGUAGGUGAUGGCAGGGAGGGAGGAGCAGGAGGGGGAGCGACGAGUCUAAACAUGGGUGGAGUGAGAGCCGCUCCGCGCAGGUAGAAACAGUCUGGACUCUGUCCCUUCACGAGCCACACAACCAUUUAGUACCUGCCGCGAUUAGUCGGUCACUUAACGCGCAUCUUUAGCGGGGACUUAAAGGGCUUUGCUGCGAGAGAAGAGGUCACCAUGCAAACACAGGAAAAAUAUUGGCCUGCUAACGGCCAGCUGAUUUCUGUGCCUCACAAGGAUACAAUCCGUCUGCUGGAGGUUUACGUCAAACGCAGCCUCAGCCUCAACGAUGGCGCGCUGGGGGUUAGGUCCGCUGAGAGGAAAGAGAAGUGGGUGACCACGCCACUGAGGAUUAGACGACACUCCAGCGACCCCUCCCUUCACUUGGCCAACGGAUUUAAUGUGAGCGAUCUUGCCGUGUGUGAUCCCAUUGAGCCUCCGACCAGCCAGCCUGAGGCAGCUCCUGAAGAACCUGAGAAACCCACCAAAAAAUUAAAGAAGAUCAAGAAGCCCUCGUUUUGGAAAAACGUAAUGAGCUUUUUCUCUCGGAAGAGUAACGAGGACGAAGAGCAGGACGCCACAUCACAGACACCCGAGCCCUCUGGCUCUACGAUCACCUGCCUGCCGACGCCUGCAGCCACUUUACAGAAGAAAUCCUCGAGGAGAAAGUCCUUAAAGAGAAGGCUCUCAAAAAGAAAUCUGUCUCUGAUCAAAAUAAACAAACCUGGUAAAGAUCUCAACCCUGCAGACAUCACCGGAGUUGAAUCUGUUGUCAGCGUUGAACCAACAUUAUCCUACUAUGAGAAGGUGUCGGAAGAGCUUGAGAAAAUCGUCCACGAGGUCCAAGUGCAGGAGGAAGUUGAGCGUCUCUCAGAUGAGGAAGUAAUCAACAGGAUCAUUGCUUUGACAAAGGAGCAGGGUGAUGCUAUAGAUGACAAGCUGAAAGAUAACCCCACCCUGGCCAACUUUUUCCAAGGGAUGUCGUACUCAGCCUUCCGGAAGAUGGCUGAUGCGUAUCUGGAGAAAGAAGCGACGCCGACCAACACUCCUCCCGCCGUCCUACCGACUGCACCGGAGUUGGUCAAACUGGCCUUCACGCUCGACUUCACGGCCAGGAUAGCCGGCCUCUCCAGACAGAAUAUAGGACACAUCACCGGUCUCGGGAACCGUUACCUGAAGGACCGAUUUGAGUACAAACAGGCAUGCACUGAUCACCCAUGAUCCGACAGCGAUGACUAGAUGGAGGCGUGCAAAAAGAAAACUGCAAGUGAAAUCUUUUUAACUUUUGUAAAUGCCACAGAUGCUGUGAAGGAUGUGUUGCAAGUAGGAGUUCCUCUUUACAAAUACAUUUUUUACCACAAGCUGCCUCCUCCUAACACACAUUGUAAGGCCUUAAAAAGCCCCUCAAAAAUGUUGCCAUAUUUGUUUUUUUUGUUUUUUUUUACCAUUUCUGUGUAAUUUUUUUUAAAUUUUGGAUCGGCUUAGAAACUGCACUUCCAAAGAAAAACUGCAGAAAAAUAAGCAUCUCUACAACUAACACUAUGAAAGAAUUUCUGUUUUGCCAAAAGAAACUGUGAACAUUGAUUCAGAAUAAUACAAAGUCAGCUCCUCCAAUUGUUGUACUGUGGUACUGUUUAUAAGCUAGGGAACUUUGUGCAAUAUUUUUCUGAUACCAUUUCUGGUAUCUAGCUCUGAAAUGUGACUAUGAAUGCUGGCAUUCAUAUUACCUACUCAAAUAAGAGAUAUUUAAUUUAACGUUGUAAUGUGUAUUUUUAACAUUACAAAGUUUUUGUAACAGUAUAUAUUACUGUCGAGCUUCAUUCUUUGUUCAUUUGGGUUAUAUUUCUGUAACAGUGCAAUAAAUAAAAGUAUAAACAAAAUAUACUUGUUAA